Messenger RNA from Cryptomeria japonica (Japanese cedar), 1967 nucleotides. RefSeq lists its product as uncharacterized. The coding region runs from base 1529 to 1891 and encodes 120 amino acids. NCBI's taxonomy places the organism in Eukaryota, Viridiplantae, Streptophyta, Pinopsida, Cupressales, Cupressaceae. The transcript has 7 exons. The record is from RefSeq and is a predicted model, not a curated record.
UUACAUUUUGAAUUUAAAAUCAUUGAUUUUGAUUAAUUUUUUUUUUUUUUGUUACAAAUAUAUCAUAUUCUCAAAAUCCAGAACCACAACAAGAUGAAAACCCACAACAAAACCCGCAAAAUACACCUCCAACUCCUCCUUUAGAGCAUACACUGAAGCUACACAAGAUCAAUUGCUUAAUCAGUUAGGGCAAAACACUACUAAAAUAAGUAGAUUGAUUAAUAAAUUGGAAACAUCUAACCUUGAGCAUCAUUUAUCCCUUGCCACUAGCCUAAAAACAUUAGCUAGUGGUGCCACUGCAAUUUCCACUCAAUUUACAAAAUGGGGAAACUACAGGGAUAGGUGUCGUGCAUUUUAUGAGAAUGGAUUGUCAUAUGAGGGACUGAAAAACAAAAACAUAAGUAAAGCACAAAUAUGUGCUCUUUUUGUUGAUCCUAGAACUGGUGAGUCCUUACCUCUUAAUGCAAAGAGGUUUCCCAUACAUUGAUGUACCAAUGUGCAGAUGAGGGAUCUGUUUUGGAAUAGGUGGUGGAUGGUCUUUGACGAACCACCUUGUAAUAAAUAUGAGGUGCCAUUGUAUUUUUUGAGGAAAGUAUAUUGUGAAUUUGUCCUUAAUGAGAAGCCUAAUUAUUUAGACAUGAGAGAGUUCCAUGGUAGAGGUGGCGGCUUUGCCCAAGAUAGAUCUGGAGCUUGUAGGGUAGUAGAUCCGCAGAGUCGUCGCCCCCUAGCACCCAAACCCAAGGUGCAUGUGAUUGUCCCAGUAGCCCUGAAAGAGUCGAUGGAGCUACAAACUCUUCAAGAGGCCACAACAUUGACUGAUGCGAUCAUCCAGCAUGGGACACAGUUAGCACACCCUCUUGUACCAGAUGAUGAUCCAUUAGCUGGGGCAAUUGACGUUGGUGAACCCAUUCAGCAUGUGUGUCCCACUUGCUUAGGCAUAUGCACAGGGAUGGAUGAUGAGGCCACUGCAAAUGGCUCCACAACCCAUUAAUGCACAAUUUGUGGGAGUAGAUGUCAGACUAGCACGACUGAGGAUAUGGCACUGACGAAUGAAUUCAUGGACAUGUGUUGUUUUCUAGUCAGCCGCAGACACGGGUGUGUUGAUUUGAAUUUAUAACAUUUUAUUUAUCAAUCACUUAAAAUUUGUAAUUGUAAAUAAAUUUUCAUUUAUGGAUCGAUUUAAAUUGAUACAAACAAUAUGAAUUUCAAGAUGCAGCAACGACAUUUGAUAUUCUUCCCACAAUUAUUGCAAUUGCAACAUCGACACCCGAGGUAUAAAUUUUGUAACAUGUUAAAAUAGAAUAGUACACUUUGAAUUCAAAAAAAUUAUAAGGUAUACUAACUCUCUUUAAUGCUUGACAAUUUUUUGUUUUGUAGGCAUUGUCAAGGGACCAAAUGUCCCAGAUUGACGAUGUCAUGCUCUCAGUGAUUGAUUUGGCCUACAGAGCUAUGCGGGUACCCCCUCCGUGUCUAGGUCUGGUCCUCAACGGAAGAAAUCCUCGAGGAUGCCUAAACAUGGGAAGAAGAUAUGUUGAAUGCACCUGAUACGCCCGAGGAUCGAGAGAGAACAGAGGAAAUAUCUAUAGUUGCUUCAUCAAUGGUGAGCCCUCCUCCAUGUACUGGAGAAGCAUCUCAGGCUCCGGUAAUAGAAACAACUGCUCCAUCGAUGGCGAGCCCUCCUCACUCUAUUGGAGAAGCAUCUCAAGCUCCGCCCCCUUCGCGGUUCGACCAUAACUUGGAGCCUUUGAAGAAGGUAUUCAAGAGAACUCCUAAUGUUGACAAGGAGAAGACAGAGAAGACAGUAGAUCCUAGAUCAGCAGAUGAGCCAUCUACAGAGCCGCAUAAUGCAUCGAAGAGGCUUGAUUUUGAUGAUCCACCACAAACUGUAUAAGAUCAUAUAGUGUUAGCUAUGAUCAUUGAAUGACCAAUACAUGUAGAUGUAUUCUACAUUUUUAUUGUAUAUCGAU